Molecule: messenger RNA, 1367 nt
Organism: Zychaea mexicana
Lineage: Eukaryota; Fungi; Mucoromycota; Mucoromycetes; Mucorales; Lichtheimiaceae
Product: Golgi transport complex subunit 5-domain-containing protein
Exons: 6
Coding region: 55-1353 (432 amino acids)
Biological process (GO): intra-Golgi vesicle-mediated transport
Cellular component (GO): COG complex
Source: RefSeq, a predicted model, not a curated record
ACUAGGGUUGAAUAACCGCUAGUGCUCUUUUCCACCUCUUAACCCGCCAAAAAUAUGACAACCUCCUCGAACACCGCGUUUGCACUGCAAGAAGCUGACAACUACAUUGAUUAUGAGACAUUCCUGUCAGACAACUUUGAUGCCAAUAAGUACGCGGACAGCAUCAUCCACGAUGGCGGGGAUGCAGCAACAGCACUUUCAAAACUAGCGUUCAGCAUUACCAGUAUCGACAAGCAGAUCCAAAACGAGAUUGCAAGCAACUAUGAUACGCUAUUAGGUCAAGUACGCGGUAUCCGAGAAUUAGAAAUCGUCCUGUCUACAGUUCAAAGCAAUAUUAUCGAGCUGAAAACUUCAUUAAACCGACUAGCAGGCAAGAUCCGAGAUCCAUAUCAACAAUUAAAUAACUAUACCAUCCAACUCGAACAUCUACAUCAAACGGCGGAUUUAUUACGACGACUACAUCGAUUUGUUGUCCUAGUACGUCGACUCGAGAACCAACUGGGUCGAGAUAUGGCAGCAGCAGCACUGACAAUUUCUGAAAUCGGAACGAUAUCACAAGAAUCUGAUUUCGAUGAAAUUGAUAUUGUAACACAAGAACAAGCGUUUCUUGAAAAGGCCCAAACACAAAUUGAAGUGGAAGCAACCACGUUGCUACGUGAAGGUGUCACGCAACAGAACCAAAGCAAAAUGGCAGCCGGUCUGCAGAUCUUGUACAAUAUGAAGCAAAUGGAAACCCAGGUACAAGCAUUGGUCACGCGUAUGCUGGAUGAUUUGGCAGCAGAGAUACGACAUGCUAUUGACAUGUCAUCGUUACAAAAACAAAUGCGAGUAUCAUCAUCAGGACCAGCUGUACGACGGGUCAAUAACGAACCGACGUUUGGUAACCAAAGCCAAUGGCAACAAGCAAUAUGGAAGCGGAUGGAAACCCUAUUUCGGUCCAUGGCCGAUGGAUGCAUUCAAAUCUAUGCAUUGGAGAAAGUGCUGGAGAUCAAAAAGGAUUCGUUUCUGCAAGUCUCGUAUCUGGAAGAAGUGCUCAAGACUAUGGAUGCCACAAGUUUAGCAAGUCGAUUCUGGCGCAUGUUGGCUAUGACUUUUGAAAAGGAAUUGCGUGAGGCGACAAAGACAUCUGGAUUUUUAAGAAACACGUUUGUUACCGAGUAUGGCAAGUUGCAUCGGCUAUUACAAGAGUUCUUGUCUCAAGUAGCAGUGCAUAAUGGCGUGUCUCUUUCUGAAUUCUCUCAAAGUCCCGAGUGUAUUAUUAUGCAACGUAGCAUCAGUAUCUUUGACCGAGCAGCAGCAAAAUCAAGUAGAACUGCUAAUAACGUUGCAGUAGCUGGAAAUCAUGCCAAAUAAAAUAGUUUUAUAUA